UUCGUAUAUAUUGUUUGCUUACACGUACCGCUGUUGCUAGAUUUUGCAUAUGAUUAUGGAUUUCGCAUGAACACAGAGCUAUAUGUAUUUAUUUUUUUAUUUUUUUUUACUAACAUGACUUGGAGCCUUAGAGCAUAGUACAAUUUAAGUAUCUGUUUAUUCCCGAGUUGAGCCAGAGUCGAACCCAGAACCUCGGCCAAGAGGAUAAACGCUUAAUCACUUGGGCUAUCUAAUCGUGCUCAUAAUCAUAUAUAAGCAUGAAAUAGUGAUUACUCUUGGAAUUACUGUCAUGCAGAAACUUAGCAGAAGAGGGAUGGAUUCAUCAUCAAGAGCAACAGAGAAACAUGGUCAUGUAGUUUGCAUUCCUUACCCGGCUCAAAGCCACAUCAAAUCCAUGUUGAAGAUGGCCAAGCUCCUCAACAGCAAAGGACUUUCAAUUACAUUUGUGAACACGGAGUUCAAUCACAAACGAUUCCUCAAGGCAGGAGGUCUUCAAUCUAUUGAAAGCCUGCCUAGUUUCAGAUUCGAGACCAUUCCUGACGGCCUGCCCCCGUCUGAUGCUGAUGCCACUCAAGACAUACCUGAACUCUGUCGCUCCAUCAUAGAGAACAGAUUGUUGCCUUCGUUUCAAAACCUUCUUACGAAGCUCAACGCGGGAAACCAUAAGGUCAGUUCCAUCCUUUCUGAUGGUUUCAUGCCAUUCACAGCUGAUGUUGCACAUUCAGUGGGAAUUCCUAUCGCUUUGCUCUGGCCAAUCUCUGCUUGUGGAUUUAUGGGAUUUUAUCAGUUCAAAAAUGCCCUUGAAAGAGGUCUUAUCCCAUUAAAAGAUGAGAGCUAUCUGACAAACGGGUAUUUGGACACCAUUGUAGAUUGGAUCCCAGGAAUGGCAGAUAUUCCUUUGGGAAAUCUCCCAAGCCAUAUCAGAAUUACGGAUACAAAUGAGUUAAUCUUCAACUUCUUAAUGGAAUGUACUCAGAGAGCAGCCAAUGGUACAGCAAAUAUACUUCAUACCUACGACGAUUUGGAACAAGAGCUUGUAAAUUCCAUCUCAUCCAUGUUUGCCAAUGUAUACACGAUAGGCCCUCAACAGAUGCUCCUAGACAAUCUCCCAGCAGACCAGAAAGAGCGUCUUAAGAGCAUCGGAUAUAGUCUCUGGAAAGAGGAAACCAGAUGUCUGGAAUGGCUGGACUCGAAAGAAGCAGAGUCUGUAGUUUAUGUGAACUUUGGAAGCAUAACAGUCCUGUCUGCAGAGCAGCUGCUGGAGUUUGGUUGGGGACUUGCAAAUAGCAAAUGCAGCUUCUUAUGGAUAAUUAGGCCAGAUUUGAUCAUGGGUGAAUCCACAGUUACUUUAGGAGCUGAUUUUAUGGAUGCCAUCAAGAAUAGGGGACUAAUUUCAAGCUGGUGUCCACAAGAGGAUGUCCUCAACCACGUAUCCGUGGGAGGGUUCUUGACACAUGGAGGGUGGAACUCAAUCAUAGAGAGCAUAACAGCCGGAGUGCCGAUGCUCUGUUGGCCUUUCUUUGGAGACCAAACAAUAAAUUGUAAGUUCGUGUCUGACGAAUGGGAGUGUGGAAUGGAGAUUCCUAAUAACGUGAAGCGAGAUGAUGUGGAAAAGCUUGUCAGACUAUUGAUGGAUGGAUCAGAGGGUAAGAAAAUGCGAAACAAGGCUAUGGAGUGGAGGAAACUGGCAAAGAACGCAUGUGGUUCAGAUGGCUCAUCUUAUGUUAAUCUGGCCAAACUUGCUCUUCUUUUGAAGAACUAAAAUAUCUGAAAGUCAUUUAUAGAUAGUUGGCAAGCUUGUCAUGCUCAUAUAGCAUAAUCGAGAAUCACCACUUCGAUCGUUGUAUGUAUGCUUACUCUGCUAAUGCUCAAUGUUUUAUGUAUAUAUGUUUUCCUGGAAAAAAAUUGUAUCAUGCUAAUGAAAAAUGCAGUGGGCACUUGCAUUGUAACCA
Molecule: messenger RNA, 1952 nt
Organism: Daucus carota subsp. sativus
Lineage: Eukaryota; Viridiplantae; Streptophyta; Magnoliopsida; Apiales; Apiaceae
Product: 7-deoxyloganetin glucosyltransferase-like
Exons: 2
Coding region: 290-1762 (490 amino acids)
Molecular function (GO): quercetin 3-O-glucosyltransferase activity; quercetin 7-O-glucosyltransferase activity
Source: RefSeq, a predicted model, not a curated record